Puntigrus tetrazona (Sumatra barb) is the source of this 2761-nucleotide messenger RNA. RefSeq names its product ankyrin repeat and SOCS box protein 2-like. The record is from RefSeq and is a predicted model, not a curated record. Gene Ontology annotation, molecular function: protein binding. The coding region runs from base 209 to 1801 and encodes 530 amino acids. Gene Ontology annotation, biological process: protein localization to ciliary inversin compartment; intracellular signal transduction. Gene Ontology annotation, cellular component: ciliary inversin compartment. The transcript has 8 exons. NCBI's taxonomy places the organism in Eukaryota, Metazoa, Chordata, Actinopteri, Cypriniformes, Cyprinidae.
UCUGAGCUGGCGGAGUGGGUCGACAAAUAAGGUAAACUCCAGCCCUCACGUGUCAAGAGCAGCCUAAAAUUAACCCAGCGAACAGCUGAGCGUUCGAGUGUGUGUGUGUGUGUGUGUGUGUGUGUGUUCAUACACUGGCGUCCACACACACACACACGCAGGCAGGCGCGCGCGGAUCGAGCGUCUUUGUCUGUGUGACAAUAACAGGAUGACACGAUUCUCUUACGCCGAAUAUAUCGCAUUAUUUCGAUCGAGCGACACGAAACGAAGCUCGUCGCCGCAGAAAACAUCGUUAUUAUCUGGAGGAGCUGCGAACCAGGACGAGACAGACCCGUCACGAGUCAGCUGUCCUGUGAGAAGAGCACAUGUGUGGAGCGUGAGUGAAGACGGCUGGACGGAUCUACAUGAAGCGGCUCACCGCGGUCAGGCGCUCGCUGUGAGGACUCUGCUGACAGAUCCUGGAGUGUGUGUAGACAAACGCACGCUUCAGGAGCAGACGCCGCUGCUGCUCGCCCUUCACGGCCCACACCUGGAGUGUGUGAGGAGUCUUCUGGAAGCAGGAGCCGACCCUGACAUCAGCAACAAAAACAAAGAGACACCUCUUUAUAAAGCGUGUGAACGGGAGAGCGUCGGAGCGGUGAAGCUGCUGCUGGCGUUCGGGGCGGCGGUCAAUCAGCGCUGUUAUCGCGGCCGGACGGCGCUGCAUGAGGCGGCGAGGCGAGGGAACUCUGCGCUCUGUGAGACGCUCCUGGAGGCUCGAGCCGCUGUAGACGCCCGCGACGCCGACGACAUCACAGCCGCCGUAGAAGCAGCUCGACACGGACACACUGCGGCGCUGGAGUACCUCAUCCACAACGGUGCUGGUGUGAACGCUCAGACGUGUGACGGGAACACGGCUUUAACUGAGGCCUGCAGACACGGUCACACAGAAACAGUGAAGCUUCUGCUCAAACAUCACGCAGACGCCAACAAAGCCACCAACGCCGGGCUCCUGCCUCUGCACAUCGCCAGCCAGCACGGACACGGCGAGAUAGUGUCGUCUCUGCUCGCGGUCAGCAGCCGGGUGAGGGUCCGGCGGAGUGGGAUCUCUCCUCUUCAUCUGGCGGCGGAGCACGACCGGCGGGCCGUUCUGAGUCUGCUGAUCGAGUGUGGAUUCGAUGUCAACAGCAAGCUGUCUCCGGAGCGCUCCGCUGGGUUCCAGGACCGCCGGGUCUCGGCUCUGUACUGCGCCGUCGCUGCCAGGAACACGAGGGCCGCCGCCGCUCUGCUGAGGGCCGGGGCCGACCCCAACACUGACCCCAGCAGUCCGCUGCUGCUGGCGGCGCGUCACGGCUGUCUGGAGACCGUGGCCCUGCUGCUGAAGCACGGGGCCCGUGCAGAGGGCCUCCCAGCGCUGCUGCGGCACACUCAUCAGCUGGACCUGCUGCAAUGCCUGCUGGACCACGGCUGCGAUGCCCGGGCCUGCUUCAGCUGCCACACACACCUCAGAGACCCCAGUGAUGGAGAGGUAGAGUUUUGUGACUGGAUCUCGUCGUCUACGUGGAGGCACUCGGCUGGACGGCUCGUUGAUUUGCUGCUGGACUAUGUGGGAAACGUUCGGCUCUGCAGCAGGAUCAGAGAUCUCCUUCUGGACCAGCCCGAGUGGACGAGCAUUAAACAGAAAACAUCGUCUCCACGAUCUCUAUCACAUCUCUGUCGGCUGAAGAUCCGAGAGCAGCUGGGGCCGGAGAGACUGAGGUGUGUGGGGUCCCUGCCGCUGCCGGGCCCCAUGCUGCAGUACCUGAGCUCCAGGGGCCUUUAGCUCAACACUAACCUGCAGGACACUCGCUCAGACACUCCUGUCUGCCUUGGACUGUGUUUUAUGUAUUUAUAACUUUUUAAUUUAUCUUGAUGUUUUUUAAAGUAUUAAACUCCCAGUGUUUAUAUAAUUCUUAAAUCAAGAACCCUUGUAACACUUUCUAGAAUUAUAUAAACACUGGCUCGACGUGGACUUCUGUUUGUUCUUGACACAAUGUAGAUUUUUUUGUAGACUGAUAAUCUUGAUGUUUACAGAAUGAACGUUGUCUCCUCCUCUGAGUGUCUGAGCUCCUGAAGAGCUGUCAUUCCUUUAAUUAGCAGACCGUGUAAACCUGUCAAUUAUUACCAGAUUUAAUCAGCUAAUUUAGCACAAGAUCUGGAUCACGUAACAACAGUAUAAUCAUGCUGUUUGAUGUUUGAGCUGGAAGAGACAAGCGAUGUGUUUCUUGACACCGUCUGCUGUCCAGAGAAGAGUUUGUAGAAACCACAGAAAUGCUGUGCUCACACAAAAACACAACACCGUCUCCUGCGGAUGAUCUUUUAAUAUCUUCAGUCCAUAAAAAUCUCUACACGUGUUUCAUUCUUGCUACAUCUGUACUUUAAGUGCUUGAAGUCGAUCGAUCAUGAAAGCUGAUCAGGUUGGAGUCAGUAACAGGUUAAACCAGUGCUGCAGAGGAGUUACAGGAAACAGUUCAUGUAGCUGUGAUCAGUGAGCGUCGCUGGAAAGAAAUGUCAAGUUACUUGGAAAUGUUAUCAAUUACAAAGGGAGUUAUAUCUUUAAUGAAUUGCACUGACUGAUCUAAAACAUGAGACAGCCAUGUUCCAGGAGUUUAGAACACGCCGGUUCCAGAUUCAUUUCCUGUUUUUAGCAUGUGUUUCCUGUCUUGAUAACUAUUUUAACUAUUUCUUGUUAUGUUUUAGAUCUGUAUUUAUGCUCAAAGUAAAAAGAGGUGCUAAAGUCUGA